AUGGUUGAGUACGAUGAGCAGGGAGAGCGUUUCAAAGCCUUUAGAGAUGUCUGCCGAGAAUGCAAGGAGUACGGGUUCGCCGACUGGCCCCACGAAGGGCCACAGACCACUCUCCAUGUUCUCAAGUUCAUGCAGAAGAAUGGCGGUUCUCCCAAACUUUGGCUGCAAGUGUGGUCUCGCCACAAAGGGGUCCAUGAGGGCGACCGGGUGAUGCAUGAGAUGCGGGCCUUGGUUGACUGCCUGGAACAGGGCGGGUGCUACGACCAGCUGAACUUGGCCAGCUUGGCCAGUUUUGAAUGCCUAGCUCGCCGGAUCCAAAGCAUUGUCGAUGCCUACAACGCUGGAAGUGCUGCCUCUCCUGACUGGGGGGCAGCUCGCAUCAUCACUGGGUACCAAGGGCCCGAGGACGUAGUGAUGCCAUCGUUGAGGAGCUGGGCUGCCAAACGCGGCAAAGAGGAAGUUGAAUUAGCAGCUGCUCGGACAAAAAUCCGAGAACAUCGUCGGUUGAUUGCACCAGCUGAAGAGGCAGCAGCAGCUGCUGUGGCUGAUGGAAGUUUGCCAAGCGGAGGGGCACCUACCAAGCCAAAGCGCAAGGCCAAGGCAAAAACGGGACCGGAGAGCGGGGCUCAGCCCCUCAACCCGCUCUCCGUGGCUUUGAAUCAAUGGGGGGCGCCCGACCUGAUCCUAGUGCAAGGGUGGAGUCGCAAAUGCCGGCUUCGCGAGACGGAGAGGGAAGCGGUUUUUGCCCUCAACUGGAUGGCGGGCAAGCAUGAUUUUUUGCAUGGCACAGAGGAGGCUCCUGACUUGCUACAAGCUGAAGUUCUCCAACGAAUUCAUGUGUUGGCCACAGAGGCCGGAGAGUUGGGUAGUCUUGAACAUGUCCCAGCACCUGAGGCAGCCCUGCGGGAGCUGCUCAAAGGAAGAUCAGAUUAUCAGCAACCUGAUAUUCCAGUAGCCUUAGCCCCUUACAGACUCGAGCGUGUCUCUCUCCCGACUUCGCUGCACGGCCUGCCUCAGGCCGAAGAGCUGCUGCCGGAUGACACCCGUCGAUAUUUGCAAGGUGAAGAGCUGAUGCUGAAGGACGGGGCCAUUGAAGAUGCUCCCCGUCCAUACUGGGACCCAGUGUUAGCCAAGAGUCAAAAACACUACAAGGAGUUUAUCAGAAAGCUCGACAGCAUUGGCAUGUUGCAAUAUACACCCAAAAACGAGGCCUUUGUGGAUGAGUUGCAAGCCAUGAACAUCCACAUUCUGAGUGAUGUCAAGGAACUGGACCAGCACUUCGGAAGCUCCGGCUUGCUGCUUCAUCCUGGAGAGGUGAGCGGGGACAAGACUAAAGCGUUGGGUACAAUUCUGGAUGGAAAGCUGCUCCACAAAGACCUUUGGGUGCCUCGAUUGUGGGGGAAGUGGAGCUUCGAAGAAAGCAUCCUGAUUCUGGAGGCGCGGGCUGCCGUCAAAGCCUUGCGGCGUGUUGCCAUGAGCGUUUUUGGAAACCAUGUCCGACAGCUGUUCUUAUUUGACAACAUGUCUUUGGUUCUAGCGCUCGAGCGCUCUCGGAGUAGCUCCUCACUGGCCUCAUCCGCGAUGUCUCCCAAACGCGUGCGAGUGUUGAAGCCGCCGCUGGUCCCACAGAGCCAAAACAGCGGCUCAAAGUGCCGAGUCCUGAAACCUGGAAAGAUGAAUGCCAGCCAAGUAACCAAAACGAAGAUGAGGGCUCUCAAGGCCAAUCCUUUGGAGAAAAGGUUCAAACGAACCAUCCCUCUUCCCAAAGUAGUAAAGCUGGAAGAUGCCCAUUUGGACAUGAACAUCAACAUCAACAAGAUGGCCAAAACCUCGGGCUCAGUGUCAAGCAGCUCAGACAGCAGCAGCGAGCCAGAGAUGAGCGGCACCCGAAAGCGGCGGCUGGCCGGAAGAGCCAAGUACCGCCGCAAACAUUACGUGGACCUCUUGAUGGAGGGGAAGGGGCCAGGCGACCUCUCCCCCUUGGAGCGAAGAGCAGUCGGCUCAGCCACCGAGAAGAUGUACCUGAAAGAACUGCGGAGCUUCUUGGACUCCACCAAACCGGCUGUUUUCAAUCCAGACAACCCAGAGCAGGUGGAUCAGUGUUUGGUGCAGCACAUGAAUCAGCAGUUUCUAGAUGGGCACCAAGCCUUCGGGGGGGACCGUCUGAUUGCCAGCUUUUUACACCAUUACCCUCAGUUCAGCAGAGUUGGGGUCAAGCGCAUUCCUCGUGCGCUCAGAGCACUUCGGGGAUGGCGGAAGCUGUGCCCUGGAAGAUCCAGGGUGCCCUAUCCUUUGGCUAUUUGGACAGGCCUGGCCUCUCUCAUGAUUGGGAUGGGUUUCAGCGAUAUGGCAAUCUUCACCAUGAUCGCCCUGUCUACAUAUGCCCGACCAUCCGAACUCCUGAAGAUGAAGGUCUUCAGCUUGGUGCGGCCAGUGACAGGCUUGACCGCCAGCUGGAGUGUCCUGAUUUGCCCAGAAGAACUUGGCGAACCGUCGAAGAUUGGCGAGUUCGAUGUGAGUGUCCUGUUAGACUCUCCCUAUUUGAGCUCCUGGAUUUCAAAAGUCCUCCCGGUCUUCAAGGAACAGGACCCGACACAGAACCUCUGGCAAUUCAACUACAGUCAGUACCUGUCGGUCUUCAAGAAGUGCGCCAGCCAGCUGGGCCUCGAGGUGACACCGUACCAUGCCCGGCACAGUGGCCCGUCAAUAGACCGGGUGAAGCAUCACCGGUCACAGCUGGAGGUUCAGAAGCGGGGCCAAUGGAAGUCCACCAAGAGUGUUCACAGGUACGAAAAGGCAGCCCGACUGGCGCGCAGCUGGGAGCUGGUGAACCAGAAGGCAAAAGAUUAUUGCCUCAGCUGCGAGUCCGACUUCACGGGCAUCGUCUUAGGGCACAAGAAGCCUCCAAGUACAACCUGCCUCGCAG
Cladocopium goreaui is the source of this 2926-nucleotide messenger RNA. NCBI's taxonomy places the organism in Eukaryota, Dinophyceae, Suessiales, Symbiodiniaceae. The record is from the annotation of a GenBank genome assembly.